Paramecium primaurelia is the source of this 195-nucleotide messenger RNA. NCBI's taxonomy places the organism in Eukaryota, Ciliophora, Oligohymenophorea, Peniculida, Parameciidae. The record is from the annotation of a GenBank genome assembly.
GAACAAUUAUGUUUUAAGCAUAGAAUAAUUUUAAAUCAUUUAAGGAAUUGAAUAAUUUAGAAGAGAGACAAACAAAAUGUAAAUAAAAAUUAAAUCAACAUCCUGAAAUGAUUCCUGUCAUUUUGGAGAAACAUCCAAAAUCUAAAAUGCCAUAAUUAAACAAAUCAUUGUAUGUGAGAUCUUUAUCAUAUUGAU